Drosophila kikkawai is the source of this 4372-nucleotide messenger RNA. RefSeq names its product nuclear pore complex protein Nup154 (gene Nup154). Lineage: Eukaryota; Metazoa; Arthropoda; Insecta; Diptera; Drosophilidae. Gene Ontology annotation, biological process: RNA export from nucleus; protein import into nucleus; protein localization to nuclear inner membrane. Gene Ontology annotation, cellular component: nuclear pore inner ring; nuclear pore. The record is from RefSeq and is a predicted model, not a curated record. Gene Ontology annotation, molecular function: structural constituent of nuclear pore.
AUCGAUAACAUUGAUAGGCCAACCAUAAGGCGGGAGCGUGGGUACAACAGCAUCGGCCGGCCGUAAAUUGCGAAUUUUCUCUCAAACAUUUGUUUUAAGUUGGAUUAUACAGUUUUACUUGCUCACCGUUGGCCCGCAUUAGUUUAGGUUCCCACAAUGACUGCUCCGCAAGCCCAACUUGACUUCUUCGCGACGGCAGGAAAAAUGCUGGAGUGGCAUGACAAUCUGGACAGAAAUAAGCCGGGUCUUCUAGAGUUGACGGGCGUCAGCCAGCAUGGGAGAGCCACAACGAGUGGACUCAACGACUAUGAUUACCAAAGCCUGUCCUUUCUCAAGUCGGACGAAACACAUAACCUACAACAGCUGCGGACGGUGACCAAGUCGGGCAUACCCAAGGAGAUCCUGGAGCACUUCAAGCAUAUCAAAUGCCACUGUACCAUGGGCCUGUUUCCGGAGAUUGGGCGGGCUUGGCUGACGAUCGAUUCGGAGAUUUACAUUUGGACCUUCAAUCAGUCACGCGACGUCGCCUACUACGACGGGCUGAGUCACUUGAUUGUCAGCGUUGGACUGAUCAAGCCCAGAGCGGGUGUCUUUGUGGAGGACGUCAAGUACCUCCUGUUGCUCACAACGCCCAUUGAGGUGAUCGUCCUGGGUGUGAUGUUCGGUGAGAGCGGUUUCAACGAAAUGCAGCUGAUGAACAGGCCCAUAUUCGUGAUCGGUACGGAUAACGUCUCCAUCAGUGUCAUCAAGGGCACAGACGACGGACGCAUUUUCCUAGGCGGCCGCGAUGGCUGCCUCUAUGAGAUCUUCUAUCAGGCGGAGUCAUCUUGGUUUGGCAAGCGUUCCAAAAAGAUCAAUCUCUCACAGAGUCUGGUCUCGCUGAUGGUGCCGAAUUUCCUCAAAGUUUUUUCGGAAGUGGACGGUAUAGAGCGCAUUGAGGUCGACAACAGUCGAAAGCUGCUGUAUGUGCUCUCGGAAAGGGGAUCCAUCGAAGCCUGGGACAUCAGUACGGAUUACACAGGAGCCCGAAGGCUGGGCAGGAUCACCCAGAGCGAUAUUACAAGCCAAGCAGUCAAGCUGAUCACUACGGUUGAUCCCACGAUUUUCAAGUGUGUCAAGGCCAUUUGCCCCCUUACAGCCGAUGAUUCCAGCAAACUUCAUCUCGUGGCCGUCACCCAGUGUGGCGUUCGUCUGUACUUCUCCACCACAUCGCUCGCUGUGCAGCAGCAGCAAUUCGACCCUACAGCUAACUGCUCACAAUUCGAUAAUCAAGGUUUUGGUGGCCAGGCACAACUUCCGCCGCCUGUCGCAGGUGAAACUCCAAGGGGGCUUUAUUUACUCCAUGUUCGCCUGCCGCCUGGUUACACGCCGAAUGCCACCACGAAUAAGCCAAAGCAAGUGCAUGCCGCCCACUACACCGAGGGCAAUAUGUUGAUGAUCACCACCCAGCAGCAGGAACAGGAUCUCCUCUGGUCGGUGAACUCGGCACCGUCGGUUAACUUCACCUAUUUGGUAGAGUCAACGGCUCUGGAGAGUCUGGACGGUGUGGUUUGGGGCAUGGCCGAGGUGAAGGAACCAAGUGCUCCAUUCCUAAAGUCCCCCUUGAAUAGUGCCCGACACUCGCGGAAAGUGGCGCUGCUCACCAAUCAGGGCACACACAUAAUUGAGCUGCUCAAGAUGCCGGACGUUCUCAUGCAGAUUCUGCAGUACUGCAAUGGCCCGCAUCACGAGGAGGUGAAGAUGUUCUUUCAGUCGCAAAAUCAACGCGAAGCCUGCGUCACGGCCCUGCUGCUGGCCACCUCUGAUAGCUAUCGUGGCGGUAAUGUGGCCCUGUGGGCCACCCAAGCCUUUAUGCUGUACGGCGGUGAGCCCUGCUUCCAGCAUCAAAAGUUCCUGAAUGCCAAUAACAACCGCACCCUGGCGAAUCAGACGCAGCUUGGCUCCAGUGCAGUCACCGGUAGAGAGCGAUUGCCCAUAUUUAUGUCUACGCCAAUGCCAAAUGCCAAUCAGGGGAAUACGCCGAUGUCUUACAAUGCUCCGCAGUUUAAUCAGCCAAUAAGUCCAAUUUCCAAUUUGCAACAACCUUCGCCUGUGGUUAAUAACGAGAAUUCCCAAAUUGUUUACUCGGCCAAACACGAUGGCUUGUACUUGUACGUCUCCCGUAUGCUGCGCUCCAUUUGGCAACUACCUUGUGUGGACAAAAACUUCUGCUCCCGCGUGGGUCCCAAAGAUUGCUCUGUUUUGCUAGCCGAUCUUCGAGCCCUGCGGCGAUUCCUGGAAGAUCAUUCUGUCCACGAUAUAUCUUCUUCUACUCGCGUUUCGUUCGACACUCACUUGGACAGGACCAGUGGCUACAACACCCUCAUUAUGGCCAACUCUCAUCUGCCCAUCUCCGAGCAGCGCAACUAUGCCGAGCAGGCUCAGGUGGAGGAAAAGCGUUCCCUCUCCGCCCUCAAUCUUUUUGUCAAGCACGCCUGUGAGGUUCUCUCUCUGUGGAGUAUCUUGAAUGCUCACAACUUUCAAAACAUUUGCCUGCAACUCAAUACUGAUCAGCAGAAUAUGCUCAAGUGCUGUACUUUCCGAGACCUACUGCUCACCCGUUCGGAGGUUACCGCCUUUCUGAUCAUCUCCUUGAUCAAUCUGUAUCUGAAGGAUAAGGCCGGAGUGGCGGAGGUGUCCAACAACUUGCGCGAGCAGUGUCCUAAUCUCUACAGACAUGAGGAUGCCGUCACCUACAAGGCCACCGAGCUAUUGAUGAACGCCAAGAACUGUACUUCGGCCACCGAAAAGGAGCAGAAGCUACGAACCACUCUGCAGAUGUGCAAGGAAGCGGCUCCCACAUUGCCGUUGCGCAGUAUUUGCCAGCAGUUUACAUCCACAGAGUUCUACGAGGGUGUCAUUGAGCUUACGGCCGUGUGUGCGGCCAAGAGCGAUCCCGAGGAGGUGGGCAUACAUUUCUAUAAAAACGGUGAACCAUCCGAGGAUCGCGAGGGAUACACUUGCUUUGUUACCAGGAUGAACUACUACAAGGAGGUACAAAAUAUGCUCGAUCAUAUUUAUCAGACGGCUCGCAAUAAGGCAAACCCACAGGAUGAAAGCCAAGCAUCUCCCCUUCAAUUCAAAAACAUGAACUUUACCAAAAUCAUCCCUAAAAUUGUGGCCCAAACGCUGCGCGUCAAGGAUCCCCUGAUCCAUGUGACCCUCUACGAAUGGCUGCUUGCCCACGAUAUGCUCAGUGAGCUAUUGGAUGUGGAAGAGCCAACGCUGGGCGAGUUCCUGCGACGCAAUGCCACACGCAAUGGCGAUAAUGUGGGUGUGAUCGAUCUGCUGUGGAAGUACUACGAGAAGAACAAUCAUCAUCCCCAGGCAGCAAAGAUUUUGGAUAACUUGGCAAUGACCCGCAGCGAAAAUAUAACUUUGGAGCAGCGCAUCGAGUACUUGGUGCGAGCGGUGAUGUGCAUGCGAAAUGGUAACGUCGGUUCGUCCAUAACAAGUGGGAUAUUCCUGAAGGAGCUGGAAGAUAAGCUGGACAUUGCCAAAGUUCAGCGAACAGUACUUUAUGCCAUGAAGGAGCUGGCUCGCACUAACCACGAGGCAGCCAAUGCCGUUAAGGAGCUGCACUAUGCCAUGUACGAUAUCACACAGCUGUAUACACACUUUGCCGAGCCCUUCAAUCUCUGGGAGUGCCAGUUGUCUAUACUGAAUUGCUCCCACCACAACGAUCCCUUGCUGAUCGAAUCGGUCUGGGGUAACAUUAUUAACAGCAUUGUUGAAGAGCCUGGAACGGCUGUGGAGCGCAGCAAUCGGUUGUUUACCAAAAUAGAACUAUUGGUGAGGGAAUAUAAUGAAUCGGGUGCCUGCUUCCCCUUUGCCUUCCUCAUAAGGGAGCUGGAAAUUAAGGCCUGUCAACUAAGGCUACCAGAGGGAAUUGUGCCGGAAAAACUGAUCGCAAUGAGUCUGGAUGUUGAGCUCCUUCUCGAAUACUACUCAAGAAUGAUUUCAAUGAACGAACGGGUGUGGGCCAACGAGGGUAAUGAGUGGCAUUUGAUACAGUCAGCCAUCCGAGUGGUCACCCUUCUGGCGGACAACGCACAGACCGUUUGUUAUAGAUCCAAACGACGCAUUAUUGGCAAGGCGCAGGACAUAGUGGCUGGUUGUUUGAAUAUCUGUUACCAAAAGCCCGACACCAAUCGUCUUCAGAACUCGCUCAAGGAACUUCAGAGCCGGAUGCAGCGCUUAUUGGUUUAAAGUUAAAUAAUUCUAUUUUUUUAAAAUGAGAAUUAAAUUUCUGAACUAGACGUUAAGUUUGACUGAGAUAUAUAUUUUGUAAUUGUAUUAAAAGUGUUAAAUAAAUUGAUUCCCCACGUCGAAA